CGGCUCUCACCGGCCUCCGAUGGCAGCGGCCCGAAUAUCCCAGUCGUAGACCUGUCAAUGCUAGACGUGGACGCGACAUCCAGCGCCGUGGCGGCGGCGUGCCGGGAGUGGGGCUUUUUCCAGGCAGUGAACCACGGCGUCCGCCCGGAGCUGCUGCGCGGCGCGCGCGCGGCGUGGCGUGGCUUCUUCCGGCAGCCCGCGGAGGUGCGCGAGCGUUACGCGAACUCGCCGGCGACGUACGAGGGCUACGGCAGCCGCCUCGGCACCGCCAAGGGCGGCCCGCUGGACUGGGGCGACUACUACUUCCUCCAUCUGCUGCCGGCUUCCCUCAAGAGCCACGAGAAGUGGCCUUCCCUGCCUUCCUCCCUACGGGGGGCAACGGAGGAGUACGGCGAGGAAGUGUUGCAGCUGUGCCGGAGGGUGAUGCGGCUGCUCUCCAGCGGGCUGGGGCUGGAAGCCGGGAGACUGCAGGCGGCGUUCGGCGGAGAGGGCGGCGAAGGGGCGUGCUUGCGGGUCAACUUCUACCCGCAGUGCCCGCAGCCAGAGCUGACGCUGGGCGUAGCGGGGCACUCCGACCCCGGCGGCAUGACCAUGCUGCUGGUGGACGACCACGUCAAGGGCCUGCAGGUAAGGAGCCCCGACGGCCAGUGGAUCGUCGUCGAACCCGUCCCCGACGCCUUCAUCGUCAACGUCGGCGACCAGAUCCAGGUGCUGAGCAACGCGGCAUACAAGAGCGUGGAGCACCGGGUGACGGUAAGCGCGGCAGAGGACCGGCUGUCUAUGGCUUUCUUCUACAACCCGCGAAGCGACCUGCCCAUCGCGCCGAUGGCGGAGCUGGUGGGGCCCGACCGCCCGGCGCUGUACCCGGAGAUGACCUUCGACGAGUACCGUGUUUUUAUCCGGCAACGUGGUUUGGCCGGCAAGGCGCAGCUUGAGUCCCUGCAGGUCAAAGCCACCGCCGGCGGAGGAGGCUGUAGCGCUGCAGCUGCCUCCUCCACCAGCUAGCAUAGCUACUGAGCUAUAUAUAUACAUAUAUCAUCUGCAGGGCCAGCCGGUUUCAGUUAGCUAGCUGUGCAUAAUCAACGUUGGAUCGACCAGUGAAUAAUAUACAAUUAUUUGAUGUUAAUUUCUACACAAAUGUUGUACGUGUUGUACAUUCAUCCCAUGUAACUGAGCAGUAAAUGUAAGUGUGUGGAACUCCCGUUGCUAUUUGGUCUUCGCUCUUGAGUUCAAGAGGGAAGUAGGACAAUGAUCCAAAUCAAUAUAAUACUACUAACCAUCGAUUAUU
This is a messenger RNA of Zea mays, 1288 nucleotides long. RefSeq names its product jasmonate-regulated gene 21. The record is from RefSeq and is marked provisional. The transcript has 3 exons. Bases 58 to 1005 code for a protein of 315 amino acids. Lineage: Eukaryota; Viridiplantae; Streptophyta; Magnoliopsida; Poales; Poaceae.